CGCCGGCUGUGGGUGUGCGAGCGCAGGGGGCCGGGCGGUGCGGGCGCUGGGCGCUGAAAUGCGGUUGCGGUUGCCGAAGCUCCGGGCAGGUUUCAGGCGCGCGCGCUAGCUGGGCACAGCGAGGGGUGGCCAGGCGGCGGCAACAGUGUCAAGGUUUCCCUGGGUGGGCGCGCGAUGCAGCGGGCAGCGGCACUGGUCCGGCGGGGCUGCUGCCCACGGACUCCGGGCCCGUGGGGCCGUAGUCAGAGCAGCGCUGCCGCCGAGGCCUCGGCAGUGCUCAAGGUGCGGCCCGAGCGGAGCCGGCGCGAGCGCAUCCUUACGCUUGAGUCCAUGAACCCGCAAGUGAAGGCUGUGGAGUAUGCGGUGCGGGGACCCAUCGUGCUCAAGGCUGGCGAGAUCGAGCUCGAGCUGCAGCGGGGUAUCAAAAAACCAUUCACUGAGGUCAUCCGUGCCAACAUCGGGGACGCCCAGGCCAUGGGCCAGCAGCCAAUAACUUUUCUCCGACAGGUGAUGGCACUCUGCACCUACCCAAACCUGUUGGACAGCCCCAGCUUCCCAGAAGACGCUAAGAAGCGAGCCCGGCGGAUCCUACAGGCUUGUGGCGGGAACAGCCUGGGGUCUUACAGCGCCAGCCAGGGCGUCAAUUGCAUCCGUGAGGACGUGGCUGCCUACAUCACCAGGAGGGACGGCGGUGUGCCUGCAGACCCGGACAACAUUUACUUGACCACGGGAGCCAGCGAUGGCAUUUCUACAAUCCUGAAAAUCCUGGUUUCUGGAGGCGGCAAGUCACGGACCGGCGUGAUGAUCCCCAUCCCACAGUACCCCCUCUACUCGGCCGUCAUCUCCGAGCUCGAUGCCAUCCAGGUGAAUUAUUACCUGGACGAGGACAACUGCUGGGCCCUAAAUGUGAACGAGCUCCGGCGGGCCGUCCGGGAGGCCAAAGACCACUGUGACCCCAAGGUGCUGUGUAUCAUCAAUCCCGGGAACCCCACAGGUCAAGUACAAAGCAGAAAGUGCAUAGAAGAUGUGAUUCACUUUGCCUGGGAAGAGAAGCUCUUUCUCCUGGCUGAUGAGGUGUACCAGGACAACGUGUACUCUCCAGACUGCAGAUUCCACUCGUUUAAGAAGGUGCUUUACGAGAUGGGGCCCGAGUACUCCAGCAACGUGGAACUUGCAUCCUUCCACUCUACCUCCAAGGGCUACAUGGGCGAGUGUGGCUACAGAGGAGGCUACAUGGAGGUGAUCAACCUGCACCCUGAGAUCAAAGGCCAGCUGGUGAAGCUGCUGUCCGUGCGCCUGUGCCCGCCGGUGUCCGGGCAGGCUGCCAUGGACAUCGUCGUGAACCCCCCCGUGCCUGGAGAGGAGUCCUUCGAGCAGUUCCACAGGGAGAAAGAGUCUGUCCUGGGUAAUCUGGCCAAAAAGGCUAAGCUGACAGAAGACCUGUUUAACCAAGUCCCCGGAAUUCACUGCAACCCCUUGCAGGGAGCUAUGUAUGCCUUUCCUCGGAUCUUCAUCCCCAGCAAGGCCGUGGAAGCAGCUCAGGCCCAUAAGAUGGCCCCUGACAUGUUUUACUGCAUGAAGCUCCUCGAGGAGACGGGCAUCUGCGUCGUACCCGGCAGCGGCUUCGGCCAGAGGGAAGGCACCUACCACUUCAGAAUGACCAUCCUCCCUCCCGUGGAGAAGCUGAAGACAGUUCUACAGAAGGUGAAGGACUUCCACAUAAAGUUCCUGGAGAAGUACGCAUGAGGACUGCUGGGCCCAAAGGGAGACCUGUUUGUCAGGCCUUCCUCCUGAUGUCCGCCCACGCCAGACUGAACUUGCCUUCCCCAGCGACUCUGCCUCAGGCCUCACAAGGUCACUGGUCGCUUUCGUUGUCAUUUUGCCCCAAGAGACUUCUUUCUUUGUGCCUUGAUGUUGGGAGCGCUUCUCUUCUGAGCAAUGUGAUUGGGUCUAUCUCAGAAGUCCUGUUUUUUUGAAGCAACCAAAGUAGAGAGGACUUGCUCAGCACAUGUGGCCAGCGUUCUCUGAAUCUGUUGUUGUUGCUUUUGGAAAGGUCCUUUGGGGUUUAAAACAACCAGGGUAUGUUGGGUGAGAGAUGUUUCAGAUCUGAAGAAACAAGAAGGUGUUGGGAAAUGUAUGACAAUCGUGGCGAAGACUGGAAAUCCUAAACUCACCACCAUGAUCUGUGAAAUAAAACCCUUAGCGGUGUGAAAAUCUAGUUCUUCAAACAGGAGAGCCUUGAAGUCCACUGGAGGCUCAGAAAGGGCCCACCAUUCUGGCCUGCGGGCAGAUGGCCUGUGUCUCAGACAAGAAUGGUGAAGGCCGUGGGGGCUGAACCGGAUCCCAGACUAGCUUGUCACAGGUACUGGGGGCUACGGCCAAGGUCGAAGGGUCCUGCAGGGGAAGAGUGGGUGCGAGCCAGGCUCCAAGUGGAACCAGGUCUCCAGCUGGGAGCGUGCAGCACGUAGUGAGGACUCUGCACGUAGAGCAGUAGGUAGGGAGGGCUUUGGGGUGAAGCAUUCUCUUGCGCAUGCUUAGGCUGGGACCCCGUCUGAGAGGACUCCCUGGACUUCAGGGACGCAGGCUACAGCCCAGCAAUAUCCCCGUGAUGUGGCGGAAGUCUGCUUGCUCGUGCUGCUGCAUCCUGCUGUUGGCCAACAACGGCCUCUACUGAGGGCUCCGUUGAGCCUUUACAGACAUCGCCCCCUGGCGACCGCAGGGACAAGGAAACACUGAAGACGUCCGGGUGAGGGAGGGGCAUCCUCUAGGACUUGACCACAGUCAAGCCCUUGCCACCAGUCCCCUCCGGUA
Ailuropoda melanoleuca (giant panda) is the source of this 2811-nucleotide messenger RNA. It is a transcript of the gene GPT2, whose product is annotated as glutamic--pyruvic transaminase 2. The coding region runs from base 175 to 1746 and encodes 523 amino acids. The transcript is spliced from 12 exons. The record is from RefSeq and is a predicted model, not a curated record. NCBI's taxonomy places the organism in Eukaryota, Metazoa, Chordata, Mammalia, Carnivora, Ursidae. Gene Ontology annotation, biological process: biosynthetic process. Gene Ontology annotation, molecular function: transaminase activity; pyridoxal phosphate binding.